This is a messenger RNA of Acaulospora morrowiae, 853 nucleotides long. The record is from the annotation of a GenBank genome assembly. NCBI's taxonomy places the organism in Eukaryota, Fungi, Glomeromycota, Glomeromycetes, Diversisporales, Acaulosporaceae.
AUGCCAGAAGACUUAAUCUUAAUGGAUUUUCGGCAUCACAAGAAAGGAUGGUUAUCGAACUUUAAAAAACGAAAACAAAUAAAGGAACACUAUAAGUCAGGUGAAGCGGCAAGUGCACCACUCGAUGAUUUACCAGCAUUUAGAACAGAGCUUAAGUUGUUAAUUGCACAAUAUGAUUUAAAUGAUGUUUAUAAUGCGGACGAAACUGGCCUUUACUGGAAAUUAGAACCAAAUAAAUCUCUUUCCAGCGGUCCUCUUAUUGGUACAAAAAAACCUAAAGACAGAGUUACCAUAAUGCUUGCAUGCAAUGUAACCGGCACUCAUAAAUUGCCAGCUGUUUUUAUUCAUCGAUAUAAAAAUCCAAAGUGUAUUCGUAACAUUGAUAAAAAUACACUACCAGUAUGGUAUUAUUGGAAUAAUGUAUCUUGGAUGCAACGAUCAUUAUUUCAAUCAUGGAUUAAACAACAUGGAACCGAAAUUCCUACUCUUAAUAUCUUAAAUGCAAUUGAUUGGGUUACAGAAUCGUGGAAGAAUGUAACUGAAGAUGUAAUAUACAGAUGUUGGAAACGAACUGGUAUUCUGCUUGAUGAGUUGGAAGAUAUUAAUGAUGAACAACUGGAUGAUGAAAUUGAGAUAGAAAAUGAAAUCGUUCAAUCACUUAUUGAUCAAAUGGUUGUUGAUAAUACUAUCGUAAAAGCAGAAGAUUAUAUCAAGAUUGAUAAUAUUUUAGAAACAAAUGAUAUACUCAAUGAUGAUGAAAUUAUUGCAGCUAUUCAAGAGGCGCCUGAGAAUGAAGAAGAAGAUAAAGAUGAAAGUGAAGCGUUGAUGAUAUCUAACAAAGUCGCUUUAGAAA